AUGGAUAAUCCAGACAGCGGAGGAGGAACAGAGGGAGGGGGAGACACAGAACAACUGCAAGCAAAGGAGGUUGGAGAUGAAGACAAGCACAUCAAAGACAAUCACAACAAGAGGGAGAAGGAGAGCAGUGAGAGCCAGCCGAGCCGCCGCGGUCAGUGGAGGAGCGGCUGGGCUCUGACCGAACGUCUGGCCAUCAAUGUGUCAGGGAUGCGGUACGAGACCCAGCUCCGGACCCUAGCCCAGUUCCCCGACUCACUGCUGGGUGACCCCGAACGUCGAGUUCGCUACUUCAACCCCCUGAGUAACGAGCUCUUCCUGGACAGGAGCCGCGUCUGUUUCGAUGCCAUCCUGUACUUCUACCAGUCAGGCGGGAGGCUGCGGAGGCCGGCCAACGUCCCCCUGGACGUGUUCAUGGAGGAGCUGCGCUUCUACGAGCUCGGCGAGGAGAUCAUCGAACGCUUCAGGGAGGAUGAAGGCUUCCCCAAGGAGGAGGAGAGGCCGUUACCCACCAACGACAUGCAGCGGCGCCUCUGGAUGCUGUUUGAGUAUCCGGAGUCCUCGAGUGGAGCUCGCAUCAUCGCCAUCAUCAGCGUCAUGGUGAUUGUCAUCUCCAUUAUCAUCUUCUGCCUGGAGACGCUGCCCAAGUUCAGGCAUGAGAAGGAACAGAGGGAGCAAUUCACCCUCGUACCUCACCCCACCAUAGAGAACGAAACCAUCUCGGUCCCACCUGUCUACGCUCCCUUCCAGGACCCUUUCUUCAUCGUGGAGACGAUUUGCAUCAUCUGGUUCUCAUUCGAACUCACUGUGCGCUUAAUCUGCGCUCCGAGCAAGAUGACCUUCUUCAAAGACGUCAUGAACACCAUCGACUUCUUCGCCAUCAUUCCUUAUUUCGUCACCAUUGGCACCGAGCUGGCCAAGGACAAAGGCGCGCAGCCCUCUAUGUCUCUGGCCCUCAUCAGGAUCAUCAGGCUGGUCAGGGUCUUCAGGAUCUUCAAGCUCUCUCGUCACUCGAAGGGCCUCCAGAUCCUGGGUCAGACACUGAAGGCCAGCCUCAGGGAGCUUGCCCUGCUCAUCUUCUUCCUCUUCAUAGGCGUCAUAAUCUUUUCUAGCGCUGUCUACUUUGCUGAGGUGGACAACCAGGAAACGGCAUUCACCAGCAUCCCUGAGGCUUUCUGGUGGGCUGUGGUGUCCAUGACAACAGUUGGCUACGGAGACAUGUACCCGGAGACGGUUGGGGGAAAGCUGGUGGGGUCCAUGUGCGCCAUUGCAGGCGUGCUUACCAUCUCGUUGCCAGUGCCCGUCAUCGUGUCCAACUUCAGCUACUUCUACCACAGAGAGACAGAGUGUGAGGUAACCUCACAGUACCAUCAUGUGUCCACAGUGCUGUGGGAAAAGGACAAUGAGGACGAUGAUGAGGAGGGAGAUGAAGGCGGAUUGGAUGAGGAGCCUGACUUCACAGGAGAUGAUGCACCUCUGUAUGGGCCAGACAGCCGGGACAUCUGCCAGCCGCUCAAUGGAACUCUCCUGACAGGACUUUGGGCUGGACAAGCGACUGGCGAUCAGAGAGGAAUAAACUUCUAUCUUCAUGAACCUCUGGUCACUCAGGUCUGA
Messenger RNA from Limanda limanda (common dab), 1611 nucleotides. It is a transcript of the gene kcna7, whose product is annotated as potassium voltage-gated channel, shaker-related subfamily, member 7. The record is from RefSeq and is a predicted model, not a curated record. Gene Ontology annotation, cellular component: membrane; voltage-gated potassium channel complex. The coding region runs from base 1 to 1611 and encodes 536 amino acids. The transcript has 2 exons. NCBI's taxonomy places the organism in Eukaryota, Metazoa, Chordata, Actinopteri, Pleuronectiformes, Pleuronectidae. Gene Ontology annotation, biological process: protein homooligomerization; potassium ion transmembrane transport. Gene Ontology annotation, molecular function: delayed rectifier potassium channel activity; protein binding.